UAGCGGGCGGGUUUUACUGGGGCUCACACCAAACCGAUCCACACCCAAGAGUUGCCUCAGUUUUACACCCACCUCUAUUUCUCACAGGGUUAACUUUACCUCAUGUCUUCCCUUAAUCCAAAUCUCAGUUUAGGACUUGAGCCAUUGAGUUUUGCAGUCCAGUCUGGGUCCAGGCCCUGCGGGUCUGAAGACAUGGAGUUCGUGUCUGGAUACCGAGACGAGUUCCUUGAUUUCGCUGCUCUUCUCUUUGGCUGGUUCCGCAAGUUCGUGGCAGAGAGGGGGACUAUGGGGACCAGCCUCGAGGGCCGAUGGCGUCAACUGGAGGCUCAGAUAAGGAGGCUGCCUCAGGACCCUGCCCUCUGGGUGCUCCACGUCUUACCAAACCGUAGUGUGGGCAUCAGCCUGGGGCAAGGUGCAGAGCAAGGCCCUGGGCCAGGCCUAGGGGCGUCCCGGCUGCUGGGAGAUGAGCCUCCGCUCCGCCUGAGAGACCUGAGCCCCUACGUAAGCUUUGUAAGCCUGGAGGAUGGAGAAGAAGGGGAUGGGGAGGAAGAUGAAGAGCGUGGAGCGGAGAGCUCAGGCCCAGAGAAGGCGGAACCGCAGGAAGGUGCAGAGCCAGCCCCUUCGAGCAAGGAACUCCCCCAAGAAAAGCCUCGCACCGAGCCAGAGGUGCCCCGGCAGGAGGCAAGCUGUGAUGAUGGCUGCAGAGAGGAGCGAGGAGAGGAGGACCGCCCACCUGAAAAGAGGAAAGGGCGGAAGAGCGAGGCUGCCCCCCUGCACCUCUCCUGCCUUUUGCUGGUGACAGAUGAGCACGGCACCAUCUUGGGCAUUGAUCUGCUAAUGGAUGGCGCGCAGGGGAGUGUGGGCCAGAGCCCAGGGCCUGAGAACCUGGCUCCUCGCGCCUAUGCUCUCCUUUGUCAUAGCAUGGCCUGCCCCAUGGGCUCUGGGGACCCCCGAAAGCCCCGGCAGCUUACUGUAGGAGACGCCCACCUGCAUCGAGAGCUGGAGAGCCUGGUCCCGAGGCUGGGAGUAAAGUUAGCGAAGACUCCAAUGCGAACGUGGGGUCCUCGGCCAGGCUUUACUUUUGCCUCCCUCCGGGCUAGAACUUGCCAUGUUUGUCACAAGCACAGCUUUGAAGUGAAAUUGACACCCUGCCCCCAAUGCAGUGCUGUCUUGUACUGUGGAGAGCCUUGCCUCCAGGCGGAUUGGCGCCGAUGCCCCGAUGAUGUGAGCCACCGAUUUUGGUGCCCGAGGCUUGCAGCCUUCAUGGAGCGAGCAGGAGAGCUGGCAAGUCUGCCUUUCACUUUUACGGCAGAGGUAACCAGCGAAACCUUUAACAAGGAAGCGUUUCUGGCCUCUCGGGGCCUCACUCGUGGCUAUUGGACCCAGCUGAGCAUGCUGGUUCCGGGGCCUGGUGCCCCCAGGAACCCCUGGGGCAGCACACCGUCCCUCAGUUGCCUUCUUAAUGGUGAUCCUUACCAGCUUCUUCAGGGGGACGGACCUGCCCUGAUGCCUCCUGUGCCCCUGGACCCACCCAGGAGCCUCUUUGGUUCAUGGCAGGACUACUACACGUGGCGGGGCCUCAGCCUGGACUCCCCUAUGGCUGUGCUUCUCACCUACCCACUGACUGUGUAUUACGUCAUCACCCACCUGGUGCCCCAGUCCUUCCCUGAGCUCAACAUCCAGAACAAGCAGUCACUGAAGAUCCACGUGGUGGAGGCUGGCAAGGAAUUUGACCUCGUCAUGGUGUUUUGGGAACUCUUGGUCCUUCUCCCCCAUGUGGCCCUGGAGCUACAGUUUGUGGGUGACAGCCUGCCACCCGAGAGUGACCAGCAGCAUUUUACCAUGCAGAGGGAUGGCCCUGAGGUGUCUCUGCGCCCUAGCUCUGGAGUGUCCGCUCGGCUGGGCUCUGGGACUAAAGAGAAGGGAGGGCGAAGGGACCUGCAAAUCAGGGUGUCCACCAGGCCCUAUCACCUGCUCCAGGGACCCAAGCCGGACCUGGUCAUUGGCUUUAACUCUGGCUUUGGUCUCAAGGACACGUGGCUGAGCUCUCUACCCAGACUGCAGUCUCUCCGAGUGCCAGCUUUCUUCACUGAGAGCAGUGAGUACGGCUGUGUGAUGGACGAUCAGACCAUGGCGGUGGCCACAGGAGGGGGCACCAGCUCCCCACAGCCCAACCCUUUCCGCUCCCCGUUCCGUCUCAGAGCAGCUGACAACUGUAUGCCAUGGUACUGCAACGCCUUCAUCUUCCAUUUGGUUUACAAGCCUCCCCAAGGCGGCGCGGUCCGCUCAGCGCCGGGCCCUGCACCAAGACCCCCAACUCCAGCUGCUGCUCCUGUCCCCACUCGAAGGCGCCGCGGAGAAAAGAAAGCUGCGCGCGGGCCCCGCCCCCGCCGCCGCCGAUGAUGCGUGCGGACUUGGCAGCCGUCCGCUCCCUUUCCAAGCAUGCUUCCAAAAGGAAAACACUCCAAGGCCCAGGGGGA
This is a messenger RNA of Acomys russatus (golden spiny mouse), 2480 nucleotides long. RefSeq names its product zinc finger MYND-type containing 15 (gene Zmynd15). Lineage: Eukaryota; Metazoa; Chordata; Mammalia; Rodentia; Muridae. Gene Ontology annotation, molecular function: histone deacetylase binding. Bases 103 to 2403 code for a protein of 766 amino acids. The record is from RefSeq and is a predicted model, not a curated record. Gene Ontology annotation, biological process: spermatid development; negative regulation of DNA-templated transcription. The transcript has 14 exons.